AUGGACGCUGACUGGUGGUCGCCGUCGCCGUCGGCUUCACCGCCGCCGCCACCCCGCGCCCCUCCGCCACGCUGUAGAUGUCGCCUUACUCUUUCGAACAGCUACAACUGUUUGCCAAAUUAUGAAGGAUGGCAUGAAGGUGAAGACGAAUCAACCGGUGGAGCUCUACGUGAACGAGAAUUGCGUUCAUUACAUCGCACCGUUCCGGCUUUACGCAGGCGUGAGCUCGACACAAGAGCAAUCAAGCACCAUUUCUACCCUGAAGGGGGCUGGGGCUGGAUUGUUUGCGGUGCGGCAUUUUUGGCUCAUCUUUUAUCCACUGGCUUACAAUUAGCUUAUGGGGCUCUUCAUGUGUACGCUUUAAAACAUUUAGGCCCAGCUGCUGAUCAUGCUGUUUGGGCUGGAGCGAUGUGCGUUGGUGUCUCGCGAGCUGCAGGUGCAUUGGUGGCAGGGCGGAAACGAUCUCCAAGGCUAGCUGCUUUAUUAGGAGGUCUUUUGUUGCCUCUAGCGUGCCUCUUUACUUCUUUCGCUACCCAACUACAUCAAACAUUACUAAGUUAUGGGAUAGUCCUUGGAGUAGGCUGUGGGCUAGUUCGUGAGUCCGCUGGUUUGGUGCUUGGAGCAUACUUUCGUCGGCGUCGACAGUUUGUGGAAUUAGUGGCGCACGCCGGCGGUGGCGUUGGUAUAGCUCUAUUUAGUGUCGCAUAUAAAGAAGCUGUAGGUAAACUUGGAUGGCGAUUGGGAUUGCAAGCAGUGACUAUAGUACUAGUUUUAGCAUUUUUUCUAAGCGCCGUAUAUCGGAGUGCUUCUUUAUACCAUCCUCAGCGGCGAGCUAUUCAACAUCUUAAGAAUCAGAGACGAAAGGUAAAAGAAAAGAAGUUACUAAAAAACGCACCAUUUAUUGAUUUAAGUUCGCUUCGCUCUCGGCCUGCAAAAGUAUUGUCGUUAUCUACAGGUUUGGCAGCGUUUGGUCUCUACACUCCAGUAUUCUUUUUGGCACUACAAGGUUUACAAGAAGGGCUAGAAGAAAGUGCACUGGUCUUAUUGCAAACUUUUUUGGGUUUUGCUGUUGUGCUUGGUUGCGCGGGUUUUGGACUAGUUUUAGUAAGACCAUCAGCACAGUGUCUAGUUUCAAAACAAUAUUUAUGCCAAACAGCUUUGUUAGGUAUAGGAAUUUCAAUGCUCGCGUUAAGUAGCGUCGAAGGUUACCAUGGUUACGUUCUCUUCGCUUGGAUGUACGGUUUAUGUUUAGGGGGAUUUUUAUAUUCGAUAAAAAUGUUAACAAUGGAAAGGGUGCGAGGCCGACAUUUUACAAAAGUGUGGAGUUUUGUCCAAGGAGCGGAAGCACUUCCAGUUAUAGUGGGAGUGCCAGUAACAGGCUACAUAAAUCAACAGGCGCCACGAGCCGGAUUUUAUUUUUCAACGGCUGCAACUUUAGCUGGUGCUUUAAUGCUAUUCUUUGUGGGAUUUUCAAAAAGGGAACCAGAUCCACCAACACCAGCAGCUCCAGCUACUAUUACUGAAGCAUGUGUUUGUAUGACACCACCACGUUGUGAGCCUGCGUGGUGCGCAUGUAGUGCUGGCGGGGCAACAGCAUAUUGCGCAUGGCCUAGUUCUACUUGCACUUCUCGCCUUCCCAAAUCUCUAUCAUAUGCUGCUCCUCUUAACCGCACCUGCUGUUCGGCUGCUAAUUAUCCCGAUUGCUGCCGUCGUUAUGCACUUCGGCCAUCUCGAAGUGUUCCGGAAGGUCUAGCUAAAUGCAGUAGUACGUGGAACCGGUCGGCUUCCUGUAGAACUCCUUGCAAUCGUCGUGAACAUCAUCUCAUAGAACAAAUCACUACGUCUGUAUAA
Messenger RNA from Parnassius apollo (apollo), 1851 nucleotides. Lineage: Eukaryota; Metazoa; Arthropoda; Insecta; Lepidoptera; Papilionidae. The record is from the annotation of a GenBank genome assembly.